GCUGCUAACGCUCACACACUGCCUGCUGCUGCUUCUGCUGCUGUUUCGGCUCUGAACAAGUGAGGAGAGCAGAGAGAAGGAAAGAGAAGGAGGAGAGGAGGAGGAGGAGGGAGAAGACAACUAGAAGCUUGAAAGAGAGACUAAAGCACUGGAGAAAGCAAGAAACAGACCCCCCCCUUCCCUAGGGACUUUCAUAGGGCGCAAGGCAAACAACUGGAGCCGAAGAAAGUGUGAGUGGGGAAAAGGUUAACUUUCAACGCCUCGAACUGCAUUGGGACGCGGGAGAAAGGCAUUCAUCUUUUAAGCUCUGGCCACUUAAGCCCCCUCAGGAGAUUCAAUGCACUAUUCCAAGCUGUUCCUGGUUUCCUUCUUGCGGUAACUUUUGGGGGGAAGACUUGUGGCUGCUGCUGCUGCUGCUGGUGGAGGUGCCCGGAGGUGACCCUCGAAGGAAGGAAGGAAAAGGAGAGUGUGUGGCGGAGGAGAAGAAGUUUCUUUGGAAACCUGGGGAAGUCUUUUUUGUUUUGCUUCCUUGUUUGUGUGAAGGAGCCGAGAAGAUGGGCUGCUGCUGCUGCCUGGGAGUCCGAAGCAGAGCGGACCUUGUAUGCUUGCUCACCCUCUUGCUGGGUUUCUUGCUGCCUGCCUGCAGGACUCGCGUGUACACCAACCACUGGGCUGUGAGGAUAACUGGCGGGCUCCAAGAAGCCAACAGGAUAGCUAGCAAGUACGGCUACAUCAAUAUAGGACAGAUUGGAGCAUUGAAGGAUUACUACCACUUCUACCAUAGUAAAACGAUUAAAAGGUCAGUUCUCUCAGGUAGAGGUACUCACAGCUUCAUUUCAAUGGAACCAAAGGUUGAAUGGAUAGAACAGCAGGUUGUAAAAAGAAGGAUAAAGAGGGAUUACAAACCUGGUGGCACCCAAUCCAUAUAUUUUAAUGAUCCUAAAUGGCCAAGUAUGUGGUAUAUGCACUGCAGUGAUAAUACAAACCUCUGUCAGUCAGAUAUGAAUAUUGUAGGUGCCUGGAAGAGAGGCUAUACUGGAAAGAAAAUUGUGGUCACCAUCUUGGAUGAUGGAAUAGAGAGAAACCACCCAGACUUGAUGCAGAAUUACGACCCAGAGGCCAGUUUUGAUGUCAAUGGUAACGAUAUUGACCCUAUGCCUCGGUAUGAUGCCAGCAAUGAAAACAAGCAUGGAACCCGUUGUGCUGGAGAAGUGGCAGCUACUGCAAACAACUCACACUGUAUAGUUGGGAUUUCUUAUAAUGCCAGAAUUGGAGGAGUGCGGAUGCUAGAUGGUGAUGUUACGGAUAUGGUGGAAGCAAAAUCACUUAGCCUCAAUCCCCAGCAUAUACACAUCUACAGUGCUAGCUGGGGUCCUGAUGAUGAUGGGAAAACAGUUGAUGGACCUGCUUCUUUAACACGACAAGCCUUUGAGAAUGGUGUCAGAACGGGCCGAGACAACUUGGGUUCCAUUUAUGUUUGGGCUUCUGGAAAUGGUGGAAGGAGUAAAGAUCAUUGUUCCUGCGAUGGCUACACCAAUAGCAUCUACACUAUCUCCAUCAGCAGCACAGCUGAAAGUGGGCGGAAACCUUGGUAUCUAGAAGAAUGUGCCUCUACACUAGCUACAACUUACAGCAGUGGAGAAUCCUAUGACAGGAAAAUAAUCACUACAGACCUGCGGCAGCGUUGUACAGAUAGCCACACAGGAACAUCAGCAUCCGCACCAAUGGCUGCAGGGAUCAUUGCACUGGCACUAGAAGCAAAUCGAUUACUGACGUGGAGAGAUGUACAGCAUAUCAUUGUAAGGACUUCACGGGCAGGACAUCUGAUUGCUAAUGACUGGAAAACCAAUGCCGCUGGUUACAAGGUUAGUCAUCUGUAUGGAUUUGGGUUGAUGGAUGCUGAAGCCAUGGUGCUCGAAGCAGAGAAGUGGGCCACAGUCCCUCCACAGCAUGUGUGUGUUGAGAACACAGAUCGGCAAAUCAAAACAAUACGACCAGAUAAUAUUCGUAAUGGACCAGAUAAUGGUGUUCGUUCAAUAUACAAAGCCACUGGCUGCUCAGAUAAUGCCAAUCAUCAUGUGAUCUACCUGGAGCAUGUUGUUGUGCGCAUCACUAUCACACAUCCCCGGCGUGGUGACCUGGCAAUUUAUCUGACCUCUCCUUCUGGAACAAGAUCUCAGCUGCUGGCUAAUAGGUUGUUUGACCAUUCCAUGGAAGGGUUUAAAAACUGGGAGUUCAUGACUACUCAUUGCUGGGGAGAAAAAGCAGCUGGUGACUGGAUCUUGGAAAUUUAUGAUACUCCAUCACAGCUGAGAAAUGUCAAGACUCCAGGUAAAUUGAAAGAGUGGUCCUUAGUACUUUAUGGAACCUCCAUUCAACCUUAUUCCCAAAGAAAUGAUUUUCCAAGAGCGGAACGGGUGCGUUCAAGUCCAAUAGAAGAACCUACAGAAGAUUAUGGGCUAGAUGACUAUGCAGGUCCGUGCAAUGUAGAGUGCAGUAAAAUAGGAUGUGGUGGGCCAGGACCAGACCAUUGCAAUGACUGUCUACACUACUACUACAAAUCUAAAAACAACACACGAAUCUGUGUUCCCAACUGUCCACUUGGUCACUACAGUGCAGACAAGAAACGCUGCAAAAAAUGCUCCGCCAACUGUGAAACAUGUUUUGGAAGCCACAGUGAUCAGUGUAAUACCUGUAAACCUGGUUACUAUAUCAAUGAAGAGUCUAGGAGUUGUAUUACCAGCUGCCCAGAUGGAUUUUACAUUGAUAAUCAUAAGAUGGUCUGCCGUAAAUGCAGUGAAAACUGUAAGACAUGCACUGAAUUUCAAACCUGCACAGAAUGCAAACAUGGCCUAAGUUUACAAGGAUCCAGAUGUCUUAUCCACUGUGAAGAAGGAAAAUAUUAUAAUGGCAGGGAGUGUGAGCCAUGCCACCAUUCCUGUGCUGCUUGUGCAGGCCCAGGAGCAGAUGCUUGCACAAAUUGCACAGAAGAGUAUCUUAUGGAAAAUGGAAGGUGUGUGCUGGCUUGUAACACUGGCUACUAUUUCGAUCACUCUCUAGAAAAUGGACAUAAAAGCUGCAAAAAGUGUGAUGCCAGCUGUUUCGGGUGCAGUGGUCCAGGAGAAAGAAAUUGUACAAGUUGUCCAAAUGGCUAUAUCUUAGAUACAGGUCUCUGCGUAGUUGGCCUUGUCUGUAAAGAUGGAGAAUAUAUCAAUCCUCUUGGACAUUGUCAGUUCUGUGAUGCUUCCUGCUCUAAGUGCACAGGACCAACUGUGAAGGACUGCACUGGCUGUGCAUCUGCAAGACUUUUGGAUGAUGGACAUUGUGUUCUUCAGUGUCCUAAAGGGAAAUUUGAAUUUAAAAAUCAAUGUCAUUCGUGCCAUCAGACCUGUAAGGAAUGCAGUGGAAGUGAACCGAACAAAUGCACAGCUUGUGGAACAGAUGAAAAGGGCAACCAGCAUUUCCUGUACAGGGGAGAGUGCCGAGAGAGUUGCCCUCAGGGCCACUAUCAUUCGGAGGACAGUGCCUGUCUGCCCUGCUCUGAGCACUGUGAAGUGUGCCUUGAUCAAACCAGAUGCAAAAGAUGCUCCGAAGGAUACUACCUGGCUCGUGAUAUCUGCCAAAAGCACAAAUGUGGAAAAGGUGAAGUAGAGGACCUGAACUCUGAAGACUGUAUUCCUUGUGCAGAUGGUUGCUUAUCCUGCAGCUUUGAUGACCAGAGAACCUGUACAUCAUGCAUCCAUAAUUAUUACAUGUACAAUCACCGGUGCUAUAGAAGCUGUCCUCCAAAUACCUACAAUGAUGAAAAUUCUAUCCUUUGCAUAGACUGCCUCCCAAAUUGCAGAAGUUGUGAUAAAUAUGAAUGUUACUGGUGUGAAGAAGGCUUUUUUCUCCUAGGUGGGCACUGUGUGAAUGAUUGUGGAGCUGGUUUCUACAGUGAUGAGAUCACAGAAGAAUGUGAACCAUGCCACAGGACCUGUGCAACAUGCAGUGGACUGAACUACAAUGACUGCACCACCUGCAAAGGAAAUUUACAGCUACUCCAUGGAAAGUGUGUGAAUCCCAAAAGCAAGCAUAUUGAUGGGAAAUUCUGGAACACAACAGCUACUCAGUUUCAGUUAUGUGAUCCUUCAUGCAAAACCUGUGAAAGAGCUCCUGAAGCAUGCACUUCAUGUCCCAAAGGGACAUUUCUUUUUGCUGCAACCUGUGUCCAUACUUGCCCACAAAGAACUUUUGCCAAUGUGCGGAUGAGAAGAUGUGAGAACUGCACAGAUGACUGUGAAGAAUGCAUCAGAACUGAUCACUGUCUGAAGUGUCUCCCUAAUAUAGAAAAGCCACGCUAUUUACAUGAAGGCAAAUGCUUGCAGGAAUGCCCCAGGGGCUUUUUUGCUGAAGAUGGAACUUGCAGAAUAUGCAGCCAGCCCUGUAGUACGUGUGAAGGAAAUGCCACCAGAUGUCUGUCCUGUGAAAGUCCUUUGUUCCUAGAGCAAUGGGAAUGUAAAAAGGCCUGCUCAGAGAAGCACUUUGCCGCUGAUGGAGUUUGUGGGCUUUGCCCUGGGAACUGUCAGGAAUGUAUUCAUAACAACACAUGUAAAGCGUGUGAGCCUCCAUUUUACCUGCACAAUGCGCAGUGUUUCCAGGAUUGCCCGUCUCACUUCUUUGCUGAUUCUGUCCGCUGCUUUCCUUGUCAUGAAGACUGCAGAGAAUGUGAUGGGCCAGAUUCUGAUGACUGCACAGAGUGCCUUAGUUCCUCCUUUGUGCUGUAUAAUGGCAGGUGCAUUGCAGAAUGCCCAGAAGGCACUUAUUACGAAGAAGACACCGACAACUGUCAAGACUGUGACAGGACAUGCCAGACUUGCUUGUCUUCCACUGCCUGCCUUACUUGUGAUGAAGGCCUGUUGAUGACUCAUCGUGGCCUCUGUGAAAUGCCCCAGCACUGCUCCGUCCUGGAGUACUAUGAUGGGCAGACCAAGACAUGCAGGCCUUGCCACAGGAAAUGUCUGGGUUGCACAGGCCCCGCUGAAGAUCAGUGUCUCGGCUGCCCAAGCACAUGGCGUCUUCUCAAUGCAACUUGCGUGCAUGCCUGUCCCCAUGGAUAUUACGAGGACAGAGAUAAAGGCCAAUGCUACCCUUGCCACAGGAACUGCGAGACAUGUUAUGGGAAGCACAGCACACAAUGCCUCUCCUGCCACCCAGACUGGUACAAGCAAGGACAUGGCUGUGUGCAGAUCUGCACAUCUGGAUACUACACAAACAAUGUCUCUGGCUCUUGUGAUAGAUGCCACAAAAGCUGUAAGGAGUGUCUGGGACCUGAAUCCACAGACUGUCUCUCUUGUGAUGAAGAUUUCUUCCUUUUGCGCACCCAGAAUGAAUGUGUCAGCUCCUGCCCUGAGCAUUACUAUGCAGACAGUGACAAAUACACCUGUGAAAGAUGCCAUCCAACCUGCAGUUCCUGCAGUGGGAAGGGAGCAUUAAGCUGCACGUCCUGUGUGUGGAGUUAUCGUUUUGCUGCUGGAAUGUGCAACUCAGAAUGCUUUGUAGGAGAAUACAAAAUCUCAGAGGAGGAGCCACCAAGAUGUGAAAGAUGCCAUGACACUUGUAUAGAGUGCAAGGGACCUGGUCCCUUCAACUGUACUGUGUGUCCUGCUAACAUGGAAAUCUAUCUGGAUGAAAAUCGUUGUCUGCCAUGCUGCAAGAGUUCUGAGCCUCUGGAAGCGCAGGAGUGUUGUGACUGCAGUGAAAUGCGAGAUGAGUGUAUAGUACGUACCACCAUGAACUUGCCCACUGAGAUGAAAAGCAAAAUGACAGCUCUGGUUACUGCCAUAUUGAUUUUGUUGAUCCUCACCCUUGGAGCUAUUGUUUUCAUAUGGAGAAGGUCACGCACCAAACCCAAGCCAGUUAACCAAGGUAGAUAUGAGAAGCUGACAGAUAAUGCAAAGGCUCUCACUUCUUUCAAAAGUAACCACUACCAGGGCAGCAGUUAUCAAGAUCAAGUGAUUGAAUACAAGGACCGUGAUGAAGAUGAUGAUGACGAUGACGAUGAUGAUAUUGUCUAUAUGGGCCAAGAUGGCACAGUAUAUCGUAAAUUUAAAUAUGGACUUCUAGAGGAUGAUGAAGUAGAUGAACUGGAGUAUGAUGAUGAAAGCUACUCCUUUAGAUAACCUUUAGUUUGUGCAUAUGUCAUUUGCUUUUGGUUACCCAGUUUUGUUAUUGACUGAAAGGCCCUAAUGAGGAACAAAUGGCAAACCUGAUACAGAUAAUCAUUUACUACCAAUCUGCACUGGAUGUGGAAAAAUUCUCCUUCCUUCUAGCCUGGGGGAGAAGGUAAACAGGUUAUCAAGUAAUUACAUGUACAACAUAAGUUACCAUUUGGUAAAAGGUUGUCUGUAUCAACUGAGCUUUUUUUCAAAUAUAAUAUUUUCCUUCUAUACUUCUGUUACUAAAUAGAUUGGUUGUAAGGUCAUGAAGUGUUGCUUUUUUAACUACACAAAAUUUCUGAGCUGAAUUACAUUCUUCUUGUGUUAAGAUGCCUGCUAUCCACAUGCUGAACAAAAUGGCAGGACCUCUGUUAGUCUGGCACGGCUGUACUUGCUUUGUACAGUACUACUCUCAUUUUGUGUGACCUAGUGACAGGACACUGGAAGAGGGUAGGAUAUCUCAUGGUAAAGACUUAGAGCUCCAUGAACACAGUACAACUAGAAAACUGACAUUCCAACCCACAAUCAGAAUGGGAAAUAUGCACUGAGGAAUGCACUGUGAGGUUCAAUCAGCCACCUAUAUAGCCCAUAGCCUGCCUUCUGUAACUGGCUUGGCUCUGAGGUAGGAGUUUUUGAGUAUAGUUAGAUUAUAAAAAUCUUCAGAGUUGUUGCAGUGCUACAUAUAAUUAUGUCAUUUGGCAAUUCCUCAUACUUGGCAAAAUAAUGUAUGUAUCACUUGAUCGCUGCAGCCAUCGUUCUAUUGCACAGAAUCACAGACAGAACUUUCAGGUCACGUGAUGCUACCUCACUGUUCAAUGAAGACUAUUCACACAUUCAUCCAGGAGUAUGGAUUAAGGACCAACUGAGUAAUUAAUGUACGUUUGUCUACACUAGUGGCUAAGAGACUGAACUGCAGAUUAGGACUUCCUCACUUUGAAUUUGGCCUCUGCCAUGAACUCACUAGGUCACCUUAGGCAAGCCAUGACUUCUCAGCCUCCACUUCCCAGCUGCAAUAGGGAAUAAUAAUUUCCUUGUUUUACAGAGUCACUGUAAGGAUUACAUCAAGUUAAUACAUGUGAACCUCUUUGCAAAAGUGGUAUACAAAUGCUGGCUCACAAACUGCACGACAUUCUAUGUGUGUUACAAUGAAACAUGUGCACAGUUUCACAAUAGCACUCUUUGUGCAAACACAAAAAUUGUACGAAUAGAGUUGUGUGAUAUAUGGCCAUCUAGUGUGCAACUGUUUGUACAAUUCUUGCAUUUGCACAAACAGCCCUACUGCACAACUAUAUGUGGUGUAGUUUGUAAGCCACUAAGUAUUCUAAUUAAGCAUGAAAAUCACUCCCUGUAGUCUUAUCAGUCUAUUAAAAAUACCUUACUGUUGUUGACAGUGCUUUUAUAUUGAAAUGGUAAAUAUAAUUGUGACCAGCCUUAACAAAUAUCUUGCUGCUGUAGCAUUGUAUUGUAACCCAUAUUAAGAGUAAUUUUUCUUUCCAGUGGCAUUUUUAGUUUGUACUAGUCUCAAAGCACUAAAAGUGCAUUUCUCAUGAAGGUCACUGACACUCCAUGUAGAAUGGUCUGCAACAAAUGGUAAAAAUAAGUCUGAACUUGUUUUAUGCAGCAUUAGCUCUUGAAUCAUUCUGCUCUUAGUAAUUACAUGUUUGAAGAAUUGUAUCAUGGGAUUUAGAUGUGUUUGCACAUUACGUCUAGUGGAGAAAAGGAAAGAAUUGUUUCUGAUAGUUCCUUACAAGAUUACAUAGAACUGAUUUAUUUUAAAGGCAUGUAGGUGCAAGGGAAUUAAUCAUUCAGCUUCAUAACAGUGGCAUGGCUCAAGAUGAUGGAAAAGGAAAUAACUAAGAUUGCACUAAAAACAAAUUGAAGUACUGAAAAAUGAAAGACACUAUGGAAUGUAAGAUAUGUUCAUUUAUGAAUAAGUACAAUAAACCUGUUUUGUGUGAACAA
Messenger RNA from Hemicordylus capensis (graceful crag lizard), 8159 nucleotides. RefSeq names its product proprotein convertase subtilisin/kexin type 5 (gene PCSK5). NCBI's taxonomy places the organism in Eukaryota, Metazoa, Chordata, Lepidosauria, Squamata, Cordylidae. Gene Ontology annotation, cellular component: trans-Golgi network; Golgi membrane. The record is from RefSeq and is a predicted model, not a curated record. The coding region runs from base 555 to 6161 and encodes 1868 amino acids. Gene Ontology annotation, molecular function: serine-type endopeptidase activity. The transcript has 37 exons. Gene Ontology annotation, biological process: peptide hormone processing.